This is a messenger RNA of Oenanthe melanoleuca, 1675 nucleotides long. It is a transcript of the gene RELA, whose product is annotated as RELA proto-oncogene, NF-kB subunit. The transcript has 11 exons. Gene Ontology annotation, cellular component: cytoplasm. Bases 75 to 1613 code for a protein of 512 amino acids. Gene Ontology annotation, molecular function: DNA-binding transcription factor activity, RNA polymerase II-specific; RNA polymerase II cis-regulatory region sequence-specific DNA binding. The record is from RefSeq and is a predicted model, not a curated record. NCBI's taxonomy places the organism in Eukaryota, Metazoa, Chordata, Aves, Passeriformes, Muscicapidae. Gene Ontology annotation, biological process: innate immune response; canonical NF-kappaB signal transduction; non-canonical NF-kappaB signal transduction.
CGAGCGGGGCUCCCCCUCCCCCCGCCCUUGCCGUGCCCCCCCCGCCCCCCCCGGGACCCCCCGGACCCCCCGCCAUGGAGGACGUGACCCCCCCGGAUCUUCUGCCCUUCCUCCUGCAGGACUGGGGCGCUCAGGAGGGGGUGGGGGCGGCGCCGUUCGUGGAGAUCCUGGAGCAGCCGAAGCAGCGCGGGAUGAGGUUCCGCUACAAGUGCGAGGGGCGCUCGGCAGGGAGCAUCCCCGGGGAGCACAGCAGCGACAGCACCAAGACCCACCCCACCAUCCGCGUGAACAACUACCGCGGGCCGGGCCGGGUGCGGGUGUCGCUGGUGACCAAGGACCCCCCGCACCGGCCCCACCCCCACGAGCUGGUGGGCAGGGACUGCAGGGACGGGUUCUACGAGGCCGAGCUGAGCCCCGAGCGCAGCGUGCACAGUUUUCAGAAUUUGGGGAUUCAGUGUGUGAAGAAGAGAGAGCUGGAGGCGGCCGUGGCCGAGCGGAUCCGCACCAAUAACAACCCCUUCAACGUGCCGCCGGAGCAGCGCGGGGGCGAGUACGACCUGGCCGCCGUCAGGCUCUGCUUCCAGGUGUGGGUGAGGGGCCCGGGGGGGCUGCAGCCCCUCCCCCCCGUCCUGUCCCAGCCCAUCUACGACAACCGCGCCCCCAGCACGGCCGAGCUGCGCAUUUGCCGCGUCAAUCGCAACUCCGGGAGCUGCCGGGGCGGGGACGAGAUUUUCCUGCUGUGUGACAAGGUCCAGAAAGAGGACAUCGAGGUGCGUUUCUGGGCCGAGGGCUGGGAGGCCAAGGGCUCGUUCGCGCAGGCCGACGUGCACCGCCAGGUCGCCAUCGUGUUCCGCACGCCGCCCUUCCGGGACGCGGCGCUGCGCGCGCCGGUCACCGUGCGCAUGGAGCUGCGGCGGCCCUCGGACCGGCAGCGCAGCGCGCCCGUCGACUUCCGCUACCUGCCGCACCAGGGGGACCUGCAGUGCAUCGAGGAGAAGCGCAAGAGAACACGGGAAACGUUCCGGUCCUUCGUGCAGCGCAGCCCCCUGCCCGCUCCGGCGCCCAGCGAGGCGCGGCCCCCCCGGCGCGUGGCCGUGCCCUCGAGACCCCCCCAGACCCCCCAGAACCCCCCCAGCCUGGCCCCCCCCUUCUCUUUCGGGGUCCCGGGGGGGCUGCUGGGGGUCGCGGCGCCCCCCGAGCCGGAGCCCUUGGCCGAGGCGCUGCUGCAGCUGCAGUUCGAGGAGGGGCCCCCCCCGCCCCCCCUGGAGCUGGGGGCGCUCCUGGGGGACCCCCCCGUGCCCAUCCCCCCCCUGGACGCCAUCACCCCCUCGGACGUGCAGCGCCUGCUGGGCCCCCCCGAGCCCCCCAGCCCCGGGCCGGAUUUCGGGGCCGCCCCCCCGGAUUUGGGGGGCCCCCCCACGCUGCUGUCGUACCCCGAGGCCAUCGCGCGGCUGGUGCAGAGCCAGAGCCCGGGGGGGCCCCCCGAGCCCGCCCUGGGGGGGAUGGGCGCCAUGGGGGGGAUGGGCGCGGUGGGGGCGGGGCCCGAGGACUCGCUGCCCUCCCUGGGGGAGCUGGACCUGAGCGCCUUCCUCAGCCAGUUCCCCUCCUCCUGACUGGGACGGACUGGGACGGACUGGGAUGGACUGGGACGGGCACUGGGAUGGACUGGGACGGA